GCGUGCGAAUCGACAAACUGCUCCUGGCGCAUUUUGUGCGUGUACGUGGUUGUGUCACCACCCUCCCGACGUCUUCCGCGAAGCAGCCGGAGCCGGAAUCGCAUUCGUCGUGUCGGGCGGCCCGAUGGACCUUUCUCCGGAAACCGUCGGGGCGUCGGGGCGCGUCCUGCAGCCGUUCGCACACCUCGUGGGGGGCCACGCGUGCGUCCUCCGCUUCAACGACGCCACCAUCUGCAAGCCGCUGCUCCAGCGCGAGCACCAGGUGUACGAGAGCCUGCCGCCCGACAUCGCACGCUUUGCGCCGCAGUACAAAGGCACUGUGUCCUUGAACAUCGAGGAAAGGAAUGGCGAGAGGUACUUUGUCAACUACCCUCAAGUGGACAACACGGAGGACACCAGGAGAUGCGAGCAGCAGAAUGGACGUGAGGGCGGCACGAAUGGCGGAAUGGAUUUCGGCCCGGACGCUCCUCCCGCUGAAAAUGGCAGUGACGUCCGCAACAAAGACUUCUGCGCGCGGAUAGAACGCCUGCAGACAAAGUUCAAGGACCAGAACCAACACAGGUUCAUCCUGCUGGAGAACCUGGUGUCCGCGUACGUGGCGCCGUGCAUCCUGGACCUCAAGAUGGGCGUCCGGCAGUACGGAGACGACGCGCCCAAGGACAAGAAGGCCCUGCACACGCGCACGUGCCAACAGAGCACGUCGUCCGUGCUGGGCGUGCGCGUCAGCGGCAUGCAGGUGUACCACGUGGACACACGGCAGUACGUGCACAUGGACAAGUACGUCGGGCGCAAGCUGUCGGUGAACGGCUUCAAGGAGACGCUGACCCAGUUCUUCCACAACGGACAGCGCCUGAGGAAGGACCUUUUGGAGCCCGUCCUGCGCAAGCUCUCGGAGCUCAGGGUGGCGCUGGAGCGCCAGGACUCGUACCGCUUCUACUCCAGCUCCCUGCUCAUCAUCUACGAGGGCCAGGAGGAGUGCCGAGUGGGCAACGGGCACGGCGAUGGAGCGACGGGCGCGUUGGCGGCGAAAGUGGACGUGCGCAUGAUCGACUUUGCUCACACGACGUGCCGGACGUUUCUAGACGACCCAGUGGCUUACGAUGGGCCGGAUGAGAACUGCAUCAUCGGGCUGUGCAGCUUGAUCCGCUUCCUCUGUCAGGUGAAGCAAGAGGCCGAGAACGUGGCCGUCAACGGCCACGCGCACGAGACGAGCUCGGCGCAGCUGGAUCCGGCAUCGCUGUGUACUCCAAGCCGGUGACCCGGCGAGGGUAGGGGAAACCGGUGCACGGCCAGUGCUGUCCGAAUGAGUUCUCUUCACCGAGGAAAAAAAAUAAUACGGUGUUCUCAAGGAUUAAAAGACACUCCUGAAAGCGAGACUUGGGCCCAGUGUCAGUAGAAGUACGCAAAUCUGGUCACCCACACCCCCCCCCCCAACACAUUAGUUUGUUGUCCUUCCGCCGCACCUCCGAUUAGCGCGGUUGGCUACGUACGGUGCGAAAGAAGUUAAACAAACAUCCACUGGAUUUUGAGACUCGUCCCCAAACUUCAGAUUUAAAUUACAGGGGGGGGGCACAGUGUGACUUAUGAUCCAUAGAAUACGGCGAUUGUAGCAAGUGUACAACUCAUGUAAUUUUAAUAUUUGCACGCCUCAUAGAAUAGCAUUUUAACUCGAGGGCUGAAACGUUUAAGCUACCAAAAAAAGCAAGUCGGGGAAGUAAGCCAUGGUUACGGUGUACAUCGUUGUGGUUGUGCUGCAUAGGGGGAGCGGUGGUGCAGCGGUUACGCCGCGCUACGAACCCGGCGACCCGAAUUCGAUUCCCGCUCACGGCCAACACCGGUGACGAUUAACUGAACCGGUCCUGGGCCUCCCCUAGGUCGACUCGGCCUCAAGUGAGUACCUGAUGUGAUGUGUAAAAACAUCGCCACUGGGGGGGGUGGGGGGGGGAGGAGACAAAGGCGGUCGGGCGUGGUGCUGGCCACCCACUCCCUACGUGUGCCGUGCCGUCCUUCGUAUGUGCUCGCUUAACAGCACUGGACCCAACGGUCUGUUAGGGCUAUACGGGGGGGGCGGCGGUCUUUGUCUUUAGCAGCGUAGUGCUCUGGUGUGGUGUGCGCUCGCGUUGUGGCGCGUGUUGUUCGUCGGGAACUGAACGCCCCGGAAACGCCUCCCGGCCGCGUGCAGCCACAAUAUGUUGGACAUGGCGCCACCAUUGCUCUCAAAUUUUUCGCAUCUUUUUGGACCUUGAACGAUGCUUUUGCAACGAAAGGGCAAUUGCACAAAUCCUAACACACGUUAAUGUAUCCUGCAAAUUGUACGGCUUUCUGUUCCAAGUGAGGGCGCUUAAUGUUCUGCUCAAGUAGUCAUAAGUUCUGCUCAUCACCGAGGCUUACACCUGUGCGUGGCGUUUUUUGUAAAUGUAAGUCGCGAAACAUGUCCAGUGUCAACGUUAGUUAACAUCACUGCUAUUUAUUACAGAUUUAAAUGUUUCACUCUGCAAAGCUUCAUUGAGCCUCAGAAUGAGUGUUUAUUUCAGGAUGACCUUGUUUGGAAGGUUUGGGCCAAUUUAACUGCGAGUGUUGUUAAGCAUGGGAGGGAACCCAAUGUCUCAGGAAACCCUAUAAUUAGUUUUGUUUAAAUACAUUAAUCUACGUUAAUGUUACAAAACUGUGCUCGACAACCAAGCAUCGUAAUAGAAAUGAACAUGUGGACUAACGCCGAAAUCGGGUCAAAUAUUUCCAUAAUUUCAACUUUUAACACUUGUAUUUUCUUGUACUUCGAAUAAUACGAAUCCUGUGAAGCUCUCGGUUCACGUAAACCUGAGCUGGAUACAAACCUUGUGAUUGAGAAACCUUCAACAUCCCCCCCCUCCCACCAUGUUUAACUUUGAAUGCCCCUGAAACUGCAGGUGUGCAAUAUUUGAUCUGGAAUGGUCCAUUUAUUGCCAGGGGAGAGGGGGGGAUGAGAAGGGAAAUGGACUUCCGUGUACAGAGUGAACUAGUGAAAUGUGCUACUUUAAGAUAUGAAAAAAACAAAGCAAUGUCGACAUCGGAUGUAACUUUUAAGACUACCUGGUACUAACAGAUAUUUCUUUCAAACUGCUUUUCGUGUUUAGUUUGUUGUCUUUCCCCCGCACCUCCGAUUAACACGGGUUGGCCACGUACGGUGUGAAAGAAGUUCUACAUACAUACGAAUAUAAUUGGUAGAAAAUUACCGAGUAGGUUUUUUGUCGUUGUGUUGUAAAAAUGUCAAACGUAUUUUUCGAGUCGUGCAGCCUGUUUGGCACAAUGGCCGACGUUUCGCUCCACGUGUUCGGAGCUUCUUCAAACACCCGAAGCUCUCGGCACUUGGAGAGCAUUGUCGCACAUCGUGCUAAACGACGGAUCCGAGGGCUGUCGAAUUGCAUACACAAGUUACAUACGUUUCACAUGAAAGUAAAAAGAGCGAUCAUAAUAUUUUUACCGAUUUUUUUUUCCUAUGCAAACCUCUCCGUUUACAUGCACUGUCAACGUGUGAAUUGCCAUUUUUGAUUAAUGCGACUUGUUCGUUACUUUACUCGUUGAACCAAUAAUUGUUUUUUUGGGAGUGGACCUCGUGACACCGCACACAAACUCCUCAGUCACAACGGGAACACGUGCAGCGGUUAUGACGUCAUCCGACGGCAUUUACAAAAUGGCGGUAUUUUCCUUUUGAUUGCUAAUCUCCCGGUGACGGCAGAAGACAAUUGGCGCCCCAAGCGAGGCAUUUAAGCCACCGAUCCUCUACCCCCGUGCUCGUGUCCCGCCCUACCCUGGCCUGGCUAUGACACGGCACCGACUGGUCAUCCACCCUGGGCUAUGAUUCGAGGUUUUUGGAAUGGCCGACCAGAGUGUGAAGAUACGCAUGAAUGAACGUAAAGAGAGUGUAGAUGGCUCACCGAUGUGAAGACAUGCCAAGACGGUCUUGGUUGUAGUCUGUGGAAUGAAUGUGCCUUCACAACGAACCGCUGCCGAUCUUUAAAUGAACAGGCAGCUCGUGUGCAAUUUGUACAGUGGCCUAUUCAUCUGGCACGUCCACAGAAAUGAAAGGAUUGUUGACAGAGUUUCACACACAAAGCAGGUGGCUUCUACUCUUGAUGCAUCGCUUGAACGAUUCACUUCAUUGAAUAUCGUCUUACAUUCAGGAUGCACAUGUUAAAGAGUGUGAUCAUUUGUUUUUUUUUGUUACGCUGCAUGCAAAUAUUCACGGUAUGCUGUUACAAAUGAAGGUGCAGCGAGGGAAGAGGUCUGCACAAACAAGACGGUCAAACACGCGAAACAAAUACCAUCUGAGAUGUUACAAACGAUGUAAAAUUAGAACCGAUUCUUGAAUGGAAAGACGACCCUGAAUGACGACUAUCCCAUUCGCUGUCGGGGUGAAUGAUUCUAUGCUUACUCUUUAACUCUUCUUGGUUCUUUCGGUAAAGUCACGUCGAAUGUAAAUAAUAAAAUAAUAAAAAUAAAACAUAAUAAAAUAUAUAUUAUAUUAUUUUAUAUUAUAUUAUUUUAUUAUGUUUUAUGUUUAUUAUUUUAUUAUUUCCAUUCUAUGUGACUUUACCGAAAGAACCAAGAAGAUGAAUCCCUGCAGUCACGAAAGCUUUAAAUCGAAAUUUUACUCUUUAACUGUUUAGAGAUGGUAAAGAUAAGUAGACUAAUCUUCAAAAAAAAUAUAAGAGUGGAAUAUUUUUAGCAAGUAAUUGUUUUUAUUUCAUCUCGCGUCGUCUAUUCCACGUGGUUAAAGGUUAAUUAAGUUAUCCAUUUAAUGCACCGUGUUGAAUGUUAAUGUUUGGUUGACAUUUGUUAAAUUCGUCCUCGGCUUAAGUACUCGCCUUGAUUUCAUUUUAAACGGUGACGGAUACACUCCUAUGUUCUCAUUUCAGUGUUUUAUAAAGUUAAAUACCGACAUGCGCUGCAUUGCAGUUACAUUGUCAGGGUGGUGGCCACCCAUUAUUGCCAUGGGCUGUGUUUUACAUACACAUCGACUCGGCAACCUGUAUGAAGUUGCCAAGACUAUUGAAUGAAAGUGGUUUAAAAUGUGCAAAUGUACAGUAAUAAACAUCUGUAAUUAUAUUCUUGGUUCUUUCGGUAAAGUCACGUAGAAGGGAAAUAAUAAAAUAAUAUAUAUUAAACAAUAAAAAUUCUCACGACAUUUCGACUGCAACACAAGCAAUCAUCAUUAGGUGUGAAAUCCACAGCAAGAAAAUUUGAAAAAAAAGUGGCGGUUUGUCCUAACGUCAGCACCACAGACAGCGAUUUGGCAGUUGCUGUGGAUUUCACACCUGAUGAUGAUUGCUUGUGUUGCAGUCGAAACGUCGUGAGAAAUUAUUAUUGUUUUAUAUUUGUAUUUUAUUAUUUCCCUUCUACGUGACUUUACCGAAAGAACCAAGAAUAUAAAUCCCUGCAGCCAUGAAAGCUAUAAAUCAAAAAUCUGUAAUUCUGUUUAAUGCGUAACGCUUGGUUUUAGACAAGUUAAUGAUUCAUGCCAAUUGGUCACGUUUGUAUUUGCAAUUAUCAUCCAAAUAAAUCAACAUUUUCAUUGAA
Messenger RNA from Lethenteron reissneri (Far Eastern brook lamprey), 5556 nucleotides. Its product is annotated as inositol hexakisphosphate kinase 2-like. The record is from RefSeq and is a predicted model, not a curated record. NCBI's taxonomy places the organism in Eukaryota, Metazoa, Chordata, Hyperoartia, Petromyzontiformes, Petromyzontidae. Gene Ontology annotation, molecular function: inositol hexakisphosphate kinase activity. Gene Ontology annotation, cellular component: cytoplasm; nucleus. Gene Ontology annotation, biological process: phosphatidylinositol phosphate biosynthetic process; inositol phosphate biosynthetic process.